Molecule: messenger RNA, 1463 nt
Organism: Mytilinidion resinicola
Lineage: Eukaryota; Fungi; Ascomycota; Dothideomycetes; Mytilinidiales; Mytilinidiaceae
Exons: 2
Coding region: 247-1197 (316 amino acids)
Source: RefSeq, a predicted model, not a curated record
CACUCGCAAUGGGUAUCACCCCUCAGUCCCAACAACCUGUUUUCAGAUAUACCCCCGGACAAAGUGAUAUAUGCCAUAGAGACCGAGAGGCUACCCAGGCCGCCGCACCACUGGACCAUCAUGCGAUGGACAAACUUCAUGCACGAGCAGGUUGCUCCAUCGAUGUUCUCCCGUCGAGCCCAUCUCAUUUUCUUGAACAGCCGGAUAUCCCUCUAAUUUCGGGUCUUUGAGAGAUCUCUGUUCGUGAUGUUCAGUCGUAUUGCUUCUUUACCUAUCCGCGCUGUCAUUGCUUCUUUUUGCUUAUGUCGUCUGUCUUAUGCUACAAACGAUGGCAACUUUACCAUCGUCGGGGGACAGAUUUAUACGCCUGGUCUUGCAAUUCUCGAUUCGCCUCAACCUUUUACCCCCGAAGGCGGGGACUUUCUCCAAGUUGCGCUCGACAUCUCAGGCGAUGGCCGUCUACCGCAGCCACCGAAUAAUGCCGACCCUCUCACGCAGAUUUUCAACAUCACUCUCUUCCUCACAUCCUACUCCACCCAGAAAAACUUCACCAUUUCAAAUGGAACUGGCUCUCUCCCGCCCUUCGCCGACAUCAUGGCCCAGGAACCUGGUAGCACCGUUAAGCAUGUCAACUUUGAGUGGCCCGACUGCCUGACUGGGGACGGGCAAGAUACCACGGGCACUGCGAGAGGAGACUACAACAUCUCGAUCCACCAGAAUUACCGGCUGAACGGGUCAAACUUCUACACCAUCUUCAACCUACCAAUCACAGUUACAAAUGGGAUUGUGGCAUUUCCUCCAGCAACGCAGAUCCUCGUCAAGCCAAUUCCAGGGCCCGUGAACGCCAAUGGCGGCCGUGUAGCCUGCCCUUUGCUGGAAAACAAGUUGCUUAGCGAUGCUGAGCAACUUACGAGCAUUAACAACCCUCCCUUCCAACCGUACAUUGGUGGCGAGGUCUCAAUCAGCGGGACUAAUAACAAUGGAGGCGGAGGUAAUGGCGGCGGAGGUAAUGGCGGCGGAGGCACCGUGGGAAAUCCUGGCCAGAACAACAAUGGUGGCAAGAGCAACGGUAAUGGUGAUGGGCAGGGUGUCAUUGGUAAUGUCGGAAGGACGAACAGGCCCGAAUUUGGCACCUUGACAGUAUGCCUCGGGAUAGCAGUGGGGGUCGGAGGACUCGGAUGGAGCUUAUAUUGGUAAACCGGUCUUCAUGAGCGAAUUUUCGAGGCUGCCAUCAGGAUCCUGUCACGAUUGCAACGGCCGGACAAAUGCAAUGAUAAUUUCUUUCUGAAUUGACGUUGCUAGAGUUCUGAAUGAGGAAGUCUAUUCCACCCAGGUUUCAUAUCUGUAACUUCUUGGCAUUAUGCAUGGUCACGCUUUCGGGCUGUUUCAGCCCUAUAACAUAUGGACAUGCGAGCGGUGUGCUACGUGAAAGGAGUGUGGGAUGAUACAAAGAAUGUGAGAGC